CCGCACGCAGUUUGAAUCAGAGUGGUUCAGAGGACGUCGGUGGUCUCGCGCCCUGCAGCACGAAGUCAGGGAGGCGGAAGGAGGUGAAGAUCUGAAGAUGCUCUGCCUCGGAAGCACCAAAGGAGGAACGAGGAAAGGUUAAAUGUUGAGAGAUUAAGGAUGGACUCUCCCUCAGCUCUUCCGAUUAUUUUGGCCGAGGCCAGCGGGGCGGAGGCAGAAUGUGGGGAAGACGCGGUUUUGGCCACAGAAGACCAUCUCGAGAACUUGAAGGCGUUGACGGAGAAACUCAAACUGGAAACCAGGAGGCCUUCGUACUUGGAGUGGAAAGCCCGGAUCGAGGCGGAAAGCUUCAGAGAAUCCAGAAGUGGAAAAGGCCCGAUCCAAGUGGAGCCAGAGGGGAAAGUCAUCGGGAAGUCUGACGGGAUUCAGUGCAAGUUGCCUUCAGGUGUUCUGAAAGGAUUUGAGAACAUCGAUGAAGCUCUCAGUUGGCUGAGGAGAGAACUGACCGACAUGCGCCUGCAGGACCAGCAGCUGGCGAUGCAGCUCAUGCGGCUCCGCAGCGACAUCCACGAGCUGAAGAUCGAGCAGACGUGCCACCUGCACCGGCGGAUGCUCAACGAAGCCACCUUCGGCCUGGAGGAGCGCGACGAGCUGUCGGGCCUGCUGUGCGAAUGCCCGGUCACCCCGGGCCUCGGCCUCUCGGCCCCGCUGCGGCUCAUCGGCGUCACCAAGAUGAACAUUAACUCUCGGCGUUUCUCGCUCUGCUAGUGGACGUAGUUACGAGCUGCGGUGAAAUCCUCCCGACCGCAACGUCGCGAGGGCGACGCUAGACGUAAUGUCUGUUUUUGUAGUCCCUGUAAUCAAAAAGAGAGAUUUAGGUAAUGUAUAUUAUUUCGAGAGAGGUAGGUACGUAUAUAGUGUGUGUUUCCCUCUAGACUACACGGCUCUGGCAGCUCUUUGCAGAAACCUCUGUCUGAAAACCACAGCAGAUUUGAGACCUUUAGGCCAUCGGGACUUGAAACUACAGGCAAGCAAUCCCAUAAUGCACCAGUUGGUGACCUCACGAUGGUUCCCAGUAAUUUGCUGAAGUCUGUUCCUGAAAAGUAAAGAUGUAUUUAGCUCCCGGCUGGAGCCCCGCCCUUUUUUUGUUUGUCUGAAAUUAAAAAAACAUGGUCCAGUU
Molecule: messenger RNA, 1180 nt
Organism: Pseudoliparis swirei
Lineage: Eukaryota; Metazoa; Chordata; Actinopteri; Perciformes; Liparidae
Gene: fam167ab
Product: family with sequence similarity 167 member Ab
Exons: 4
Coding region: 160-768 (202 amino acids)
Source: RefSeq, a predicted model, not a curated record